Messenger RNA from Sebastes umbrosus (honeycomb rockfish), 3128 nucleotides. RefSeq lists its product as uncharacterized. Lineage: Eukaryota; Metazoa; Chordata; Actinopteri; Perciformes; Sebastidae. The transcript is spliced from 8 exons. Bases 318 to 1694 code for a protein of 458 amino acids. The record is from RefSeq and is a predicted model, not a curated record.
CCCACUGGGCUUGGUGGCUUGCCAUGCAGCAGUCUGCAGCCAUGCUGGCACCUCUCAGUUAUUUCCGACAGUACGUAAACGCAUCAUGAGAGCCUGCAUAGAAACGCCCUGUUGGGUAGAACCAGAGCCCAGAGACGGAGCUCUGCAACCCGGCAGCAGAUAGGACUCAUAAUAACAAGGAUAUAAACAUAGUGCGGACUCGGAAUAUGUGCAUUGUGCAACCCCUGUCUCAAUACUGUGAAUAUAUCUUAGUUUUAGUAAUUAGUUUAAGUCUUUAUUAACUAUAAACCGGUGGAAGACGGUUCACACAGGACCAGAUGAUGAUAGUGUUGUUGUUGUUGCUGGGUGCCUUUGUCUGUAAAGGCUUCUCAGAUGACAGUUACAAGGAGGAGGAGUACGGGGGCAAAUAUCACGUCCACCGGCGCAGAAAGGUCGUUCUCAUCGAGUUCAUCCCCAAGGACAGCUCGAAUGUGACGAUCUUGUGGAAAGAGGGCGACAAAAUCUCAGCGGACAGAAAGCUCAUAGUGACGGGCUACCUUUCGUUGCUUGAUUUAACUCAGAAAAACAGCGGUCGCUACGUAAUGAGAGACAAAUACGGGAAUGAGGUGUCCACGCACACACUUAGAGUAAAAGCGUCCACAAACACCUUUUACCGGAGACGUGGUGGACGCCUCAGCUUCUCUUUUGAUCUGGAACCAAACUCCUGCAACAUUUACUUCUUCCCAGAGAGAGUCCAUCGGUCGAGGGUGUUGAAGAAUGAGAUAGUUCGUGGAGGCAGGCUGCAGAAGGGUUUGGAUGAACUCGACUGCGUGGGGUUUCAUCUGUUAAAGCCAUGUGAGAUUUCAAACGAGUACCUCCAGAUGUCGUGCAAGGGACGCUAUGAGAUCAGAGAUCAGGACAACAACACAGCCUUAGUGGUGUCACUGCAAAUGGAGCGAAUCGAAUGGAACUUUGAACGGAAAUCUGGUGAACGCUUCAACCUCACUUCUGAUCUGAAGCCAGACUCCUGCAACAUUCACUUCUUCCCUGAAAACGACAAUCAGCCGGGAGAUAUGUCGAUCGACAUAGUUCGUGAAGGCAGGCUGCAGUGGGAUUUGGAUGACUAUGACUGCACAGGGUUUAAUCUGUUACACCCAUGUGGGAUUGAAAAUGAGGCCCUCCAGAUGGCAUGCAACGGACGCUAUGAGAUCACAGAUCAUAACGGCGACGUGGCUGUGGUGUUGUCACUGGAAAUGAAGCCGAUACCUUUUGAGCCGUCUCAUAUCGGUAUUGGUUUUGGUGUUUUCCUCACCUCACUUUUCUGCUAUUGCGUGAGGCGCUGCUGCUGCGGAAAGAGCUCCUCCGAAGAGGAGACGGCUGCUGCUGCCGAACCUGAUGUGCAUUACCAUGAGUAUGACCAUGAGCCUGUUGGACCGAGGUCAGACCAACUCACGGAGCCCUAUGAGACACACUACCCCGCUCAGCCUUCUUAUACUCCGACUGUCCCGCUGAUACACGAGCAUCCUACAGUGGAUGUGCCGCCACCUUAUUCAGAGGUUUCAGCUUCGGCAGACGCUCCGACUGUCCCCGUCCACCACUCUGACCCCGGGCCGCAGUUUGAACUGAAGGGCGUGACCUUUCCCUCCGCUCCCCCGCUCUAUUCAGACUCAGAGCACUGUGCUGUUUAUACCUCAGACAAACUCAACUUCCUCUGAGAGCCUUGAUUUUUGAAAAGGUACACUCAAACUGAGUAAACUCAUUUAUUAGUGUGGCGUUAAAGGAAUAGUUUGACAAUUUGGGAAGUAUGCCUAUUCACCAGUGGCUUCCUGGAGUCUCUCCACUGGUUCCAGCCUAGAAAAUAGUCUGGCACAUAAAAUCUAAUUACCGUUUUUACACUUGUUUUUAUGGCUUAAAAAAAAGAACAAGAUACAACAUGUUAAUAAUUGAUCUUUAGAGUAGCAAAUUUAGCCAAGCUUUCCCCCUGUUCCUAGUGUUUAUGCUAAGCUAAGCUGUAGCUGGUGGCUGUAGCUGGUGGCAUCGCUCCUCUCGUCUAACUGUCGGCAAGAAAUAAAUAAACUCGUUUGUAAAAAAAUGUUUGAAGGAAAGAGUAAAGCCAGUAUUUUGUAUCUGAGUCAGUGGCAUUUAUGUUAUUUUUACAGAGCAGAGCUUGAACCACUAGAUCAAAACCAUAGGUGAAAAGCAUGUUAUCUAAAUUGUGAGUGCCUGCAUUAUUUACUAUAACUUUCUACCUCAUGAGUCUCACUUUAAAGGGCUCAUCAGUUUCUCAUUAGUACGGAGUGAAUAGCUUCCUCAUUCCUGCUGUUCUGUCAGGGACGCACAUCGUUUAAUGCAGACCAGCUUGACUGUGAACAUUUUCAGGGAAGACACAAACGUAAAGUCGCCUAAUCUCUGCAAAGCUCUCUGUAUUUAAAAAGUGGUAAAGAAGUCCACAUCGUACUUGAGUUAUUUGCACAUUUACUUGGCAUUUUGCUGCGUGGAACUCUCUCUCUCGCUCGUAGCUCUUUAAGAACACGUCAUAUUGAUGCAUGCCUUGUACAGUUUAUUGUCGAUUAUGAAUUAGAAUUAACUUCAAAUGAGCUGUAGAUCUUUACUCAUAUUAUUGAUAUAUAUACACUGUAUUUCAUUUGCUCAGACACACAUAUCUAAAUGUGCUAAAGUUACAUUAUAGUAAAUAAUAAAAGUAUCACAAGCACCGGUUGCCUUUUCCUUGAACAUAUUUUCAACGGCAUAAAAACAGCUCUGCACUGCACUUAUGUCAACGUUGUACCAGAAGUGCAUUACUAUAAAAGUAUAACUUAGUAUAAAUCAAUACAUUUAUGACUUUUACAAACAAUAAUACUUGACUAUAGCUGCAAUGUGCUUAUUUCUGCAUGUCUCCAUUUUAUCCGUCUCUCUCACAUAACGCACUAAACACGACUUUAGAGCCAUAUUUGGAACUUUUAAUAAUUGUUUUAAUUUGAAUUGUGCGUUUUUGAACAUUUUGUAAUGCAUGUUAUAGUUUAUAAUAAUAUGUAAAUAUGGUUUUGUUUAAGCACUGCUUUUUGAGAAUGUGAUAUGUUGUAGAACACGUAUGUCUAAACAAGUAAUUAUCUUGUGUUUGUGUCGGUUGCAUUAAAUACCAAACUAUA